AUGACGUCAUACGCCGAUUUUCACUACGAAUUCAAUCGAUAUUCCCUAUUUGCAAUUGUAACUGGAAUCUACAGUAUGCCCACAGUAUACAUCCUCAUUAAACUGUCCUACUACUUUUUGUACCGCAAAAAUAAAUGCUACUCAACCGAUCUACAUCCAGUAUUAUUCCGACAAUUUAUGAUCAUGCAAAUCGCGUGUUUUUUCAAUGUUUGCAUCAAGUUUCUCAUUUUUCGAAUACCUCUCACUGGAGUGAUGACAGAAUGGUGUGCCGUGACAAAUCCGUCUGGAGUUUUGGAUUUUCUCAUUUUUAUCAAUUAUGCAAUUUCAUAUUCGAAAGAUUUUUCAAUUAUUUUAUUCUGUGGAAUCAGAUUGUUUUUGAUGUUUUCAUUGAGACACGAUGAGACGCGAAUAAAAUCCCUUCACGUCAUCAUAUUUCCGCUACUCAUAGCUUUUGCAUUCAUACUGGCACUUCCAAGAUAUUUCUCAGAAGGUGAAUGCACUCCACUCGGAGCCCCAUUUCCUCAUGGUGCAAUGAUUAUUUCAAGAGGAGCACAUGAUGAUAAUGAUAGUGAAACGCAUUUAUAUACAAUAAUUGAGUUGACAAUGAAACCGCUGACUGUGGCGCUGGUUAUUUUAUCGAAUGUUUUCAUGGUCUGGAAACUUCGAAGCAAUAAGAAAUCAAACAACACAAUAAUGAAAAAGAAAAAGACGAACGCCGAACGAGUGCUCACUGCGACAAUGAUAUUAAUACUUUUACCAUUAUUGGUCAACGUCAUCAUUGCUCUGUUCGAGUAUUCGGGUUCAUUCGACAGCAUAUUUUUCAUUAUUCGAUCGAUAUGCAUUGAUGCUCAGGCCCAUAUUAUAACAUGUUAUUUUUAUUUGUCCCGAUCUGCUGCCAAGAAAACUAUCUCAACUAGUUUUGCGGCUCGAAGUGAUAAAUGAGAUUUUGUAUUUGAAAGUAUUUCAGUUGCCUUUAAUUUUGCUAAUUCUUAAUGCAUUUGUAUGUAUUAUUUUAUUCAAAUGUUACGUACCAGAUGAUCACAAAAAUCUUUAUUCAUGAUCUUUCAAAACUGUAAUCGAUGUUUCACGAGUAUCUUUGAUAAUAUUUCUUUGGAGCAUGAAUUUGAUAAACUCUUC
Messenger RNA from Caenorhabditis elegans, 1137 nucleotides. It is a transcript of the gene sru-44, whose product is annotated as Serpentine Receptor, class U. The transcript has 4 exons. NCBI's taxonomy places the organism in Eukaryota, Metazoa, Nematoda, Chromadorea, Rhabditida, Rhabditidae. The record is from RefSeq and is marked reviewed. The coding region runs from base 1 to 942 and encodes 313 amino acids.